Molecule: messenger RNA, 1697 nt
Organism: Olea europaea var. sylvestris
Lineage: Eukaryota; Viridiplantae; Streptophyta; Magnoliopsida; Lamiales; Oleaceae
Product: sulfoquinovosidase-like
Exons: 7
Coding region: 1-1536 (511 amino acids)
Biological process (GO): carbohydrate metabolic process
Molecular function (GO): hydrolase activity, hydrolyzing O-glycosyl compounds
Source: RefSeq, a predicted model, not a curated record
AUGAAACAGAACAAGAGUCCUUGGACCCCAGAGAAAGGAAAUAAAAACAUAUUUCCUACGCAUGGAGAUUUGGUUGAAGGUAGAAUACUGCAUGGGAACUCACCUACUGAGCUUAUUGAACACUUCACAGAAACCAUUGGGAGACCUCAAAAACUUCCCGAUUGGAUAAUAUCAGGUGCUGUCGUGGGAUUGCAAGGUGGUACUGAAACAGUACGUCAUAUGUGGAAGGAGCUGCAGGCUCAAGAAACUCCAGUAUCGGCAUUUUGGUUGCAGGACUGGGUAGGGCAGAGGAAGACAGUUAUUGGAUCACAACUUUGGUGGAACUGGGAAGUGGAUUCAAAUAGGUACUCAGGAUGGCGGCAAUUAGUCAAAGAUCUAGGUGCACGGGAUAUUAAAGUGAUGACAUAUUGUAAUCCUUGUUUAGCUCUGAUGGACGAUAAGCCUAAUGCAAAAAGAAACCUAUUUGAGGAGGCGACAAAGUUAGACAUCUUAGUGAAGGAGAAAAAUGGAGACCCAUAUAUGGUUCCUAAUACAGCUUUUGAUGUUGGAAUGCUGGAUCUGACCCAUCCAAAGACAGAAAGUUGGUUCAAACAGAUUUUGCAAGAAAUGGUGGAUGAUGGAGUCCGGGGAUGGAUGGCUGAUUUCGGUGAAGGCCUGCCAGUUGAUGCCUGCCUUUAUUCAGGUGAAGAUCCAAUUACGGCCCAUAAUAGAUACCCAGAGCUAUGGGCAAAAAUAAACAGGGAAUUUGUAGAAGAAUGGAAAAGUAGUCUCGUGGGUAAGGAGAAGGAAGAUCCAGAAGACGGCCUGGUAUUCUUCAUGAGGGCUGGUUUCAGGAAUAGUCCAAAAUGGGCGACCCUAUUUUGGGAAGGUGAUCAAAUGGUAAGCUGGCAAGCUAAUGAUGGGAUAAAGAGUGCAGUGGUAGGAUUGCUCAGCAGUGGACUUUCAGGGUAUGCUUUGAAUCAUAGUGAUAUUGGAGGCUACUGUUCUGUGAACUUACCAUUUUUUAAGUAUCAAAGGAGCGAAGAACUACUCUUGCGGUGGAUGGAGCUGAAUGCAUUCUCCGUUGUCUUCCGGACACAUGAAGGAAACAAACCAACUAGCAACAGCCAGUUCUACUCCAACCACAGAACAUUAUCGCAUUUCGCACGCUUUGCCAAGAUAUACAAAGCUUGGAAGUUUUACAGGAUCCAACUAGUUAAGGAAGCCUCUGAAAAGGGACUACCUGUUUGUCGCCAUCUAUUCCUCCACUAUCCAGAAGAUGAAUACGUGCAUACAUUAACAUAUCAGCAAUUUCUAGUAGGCACAGAGAUCCUAGUAGUGCCUGUUCUAGAUAAAGGCAAGGAAGUGGUUAGGGCUUAUUUUCCAAAAGGAGAAAACUAUUCAUGGAAGCAUGUUUGGACAGGAAAACUAUAUUCUAAACCAGGUUCUGAGGCUUGGGUGGAAGCUCCAAUUGGAUACCCAGCCAUUUUUGUCAAAGACUCGUCUAAAAUUGGAGACACCUUUCUGAAAAACCUCAAAGAAUACAAUGUCCUAUAAAGAAGUUACAACCGAAAUGGAUGCUGUAGAAUUGUUUAGGUUUGUUAACAAAGAGAUGUACAGUCUCUACAUAUCUCAUAUUCUACCAGGCAUUUGUUAAUUUUUACGAUGAUAACCAUCAUCAUACAAGUACAUAAAUCAUUACAAUUGCUUGAAUUUCA